Molecule: messenger RNA, 2338 nt
Organism: Clupea harengus (Atlantic herring)
Lineage: Eukaryota; Metazoa; Chordata; Actinopteri; Clupeiformes; Clupeidae
Product: zinc finger protein 260-like
Exons: 4
Coding region: 1-2172 (723 amino acids)
Source: RefSeq, a predicted model, not a curated record
AUGGAAAUCAAAGAUGAAAAAGAGUUAAAUUCAAGAGAAUAUGGUGACUUCGACUCUUCACCUACAAAAAGCCGUCAUGAACGCCCCCAGUGCAGAAAGACUUCAUACCAGGAAUUACAUCCCCGACUGGACACCAGAAAGAAACAACAUGACUGCUCCCAGUGUUUCAAAACAUUUGUAAACCCUUCCUCUCUUGCAAUUCAUCAACAAAUACACACAAGAGAAAAGCCCCAUAAGUGCAGUACAUGUGGGAAGGCCUUUAGUCAAAUUUCUUCUCUUAAGACACACCAGAAUAUCCAUACUGGGGAAAAGCCAUAUAAAUGCACUACAUGUGGGAAGGUCUUUAAAAAAUUGUCUCAUCUCAAGGGACACCUGAAGAUCCAUACUGGGGAAAAGCCACACCAGUGCAGUACAUGUGGGAAGGCCUUUAGUUUAUUGUCUACUCUCAAGACACACCAGAGGAUCCAUACUGGGGAAAAGCCCCAUCAGUGCAGUACAUGUGGGAAGGCCUUUAGUCAAAUAUCUUCUCUUAAGACACACCAGAAUAUCCAUACUGGGGAAAAGCCAUAUAAGUGCACUACAUGUGGGAAGGUCUUUAAACAAUUGUCUCAUCUCAAGGGACACCUGAAGAUCCAUACUGGGGAAAAGCCACACCAGUGCAGUACAUGUGGGAAGGCCUUUAGUUUAUUGUCUACUCUCAAGACACACCAGAGGAUCCAUACUGGGGAAAAGCCCCAUCAGUGUAGUACAUGUGGGAAGGCCUUUCGUCACAUGUCUGCUCUCAAGACACACCAGAGGAUCCAUACUCGGGGAAAGCCACACCAGUGCAGUACAUGUGGGAAGGCCUUUCGUCACAUGUCUGCUCUCAAGACACACCAGAGGAUCCAUUCAAAUAAUAAACAACAUGAAUGCUCCCAGUGUUUCAAAACAUUUGCUAGACGUUCCGAUCUUGCAAUUCAUCAGAGAAUACACACAGGAGAAAAGCCCCAUCAGUGCAGUACAUGUGGGAAGGCCUUUAGUAAAAUGUCUCAUCUCAAGACACACCAGAGGAUCCAUACCGGGGAAAAGCCGUAUCAGUGUACUUCAUGUGGAAAGUAUUUCAGGGCUAGCUCCACCUUCAACAGACAUCAGAUUACACAUACCGGAGAAAAGCCACAUCAGUGCACUACAUGUGGAAAGGCCUUUAGUCAAUUGUCUUCUCUCAAGACACACCAGAGGAUCCAUACUGGGGAAAAGCCCCAUCAGUGCAGUACAUGUGGGAAGGGCUUUAGUAGAAUGUCUUUUCUCAAGACACACCAGAGGAUCCAUACAGGGGAAAGGCCUUACCAGUGCUCUACAUGUGGGAAAGCCUUUAGUCAAUUGUCUGCUCUCAAGACACACCAGAGGAUCCAUACUGGGGAAAAGCCACACCAGUGCUGUUCAUGUGGGAAGUCCUUUAGUAAAAUGUCUACUCUCAAGAAACACCAGAAGAUCCAUACUGGGGAAAAGCCACUCCAGUGCAGUACAUGUGGGAAGGCCUUUAGUCGAAUGUCUUCUGUCAAGGCACACCAGAGGAUCCAUACUGGGGAAAGGCGUUACCAGUGCUCUACAUGUGGAAAGGCCUUCAAUGGCACAUCUAACCUCAAGGCACACAUGAGGAUCCAUACCGGGGAAAAGCCACAUCAGUGUUCUCAGUGUGGAAAGGCCUUUAGCCAAAUAGGUAAUUUCAAGACCCACCAGAAGCUCCAUACUGGAGAAAAGCCACACCAGUGCAGUACAUGUGGGAAGGCCUUUAGUCAAAUGUCUAAUCUCAAGUCACACCAGAGGAUCCAUACUGGGGAAAAGCCAUAUCAGUGUUCUCAGUGUGGAAAGGCCUUCAAUGGCACAUCUAACCUCAAGGCACACAUGAGGAUCCAUACUGGGGAAAAGCCACACCAGUGCAGUACAUGUGGGAAGGCCUUUGAUCAAAUGUCUGCUCUCAAGACACACAUGAAGAUUCAUACUGGGGAAAAGCCACAUCAGUGUUCUCAGUGUGGAAAGGCCUUCAAUGGCACAUCUAACCUCAAGGCGCACAUGAGGAUCCAUACUGGGGAAAAGCCACAUCAUUGUUCUCAAUGUGGAAAGGCCUUUAGCGAUAUGUCGAAUCUCAAGAAACACCAGAGGAUCCAUUUAAAUGAUGUGACGCCCUGCUAAUACAUGAUGAUACUUACAGAAAUAUUUCUUGAUUAGUCGAGUUUUAAACAAUGUUUGAUGUACAAGAUGAAAUAUUAUUUGAUCAUAUUUGAAAUGCGUGUUGGGUUGGAGAUUGAAACAUAAAUUGUAAGGGUACAUGAAUUGAAUAAAAAAAAUGUUGAAGUGA